This is a messenger RNA of Trichogramma pretiosum, 1224 nucleotides long. RefSeq lists its product as uncharacterized. The record is from RefSeq and is a predicted model, not a curated record. Gene Ontology annotation, biological process: detection of chemical stimulus involved in sensory perception of smell; sensory perception of smell. Gene Ontology annotation, molecular function: olfactory receptor activity; odorant binding. Bases 1 to 1224 code for a protein of 407 amino acids. NCBI's taxonomy places the organism in Eukaryota, Metazoa, Arthropoda, Insecta, Hymenoptera, Trichogrammatidae. The transcript has 8 exons. Gene Ontology annotation, cellular component: plasma membrane.
AUGUUAAGAGAUCAGAAUUUAGAAACGGAUAAAUUUUUCAAUGGCCCUUUGUACCAUCUAAACAGGAAGAGCUUGAUACUAGUCGGUGGCUGGCCUUACCUUAACCCGAGGAAAAGAGAAAUCAUAUGGUGCACUCUCAAUUUGGCCAUAUUUACCGCGUGGGUGCCAGAGUUGAUUUAUAUCAUUGAAAUAUUCGAUGAUACGCAAAAAGUGAUCUACUGCACGAUGGCGUUCCUGAUCUCGUACCUGGCUUUCUGCGCGUCGGUCAAUGCUGCCGUAAACCACAACUCGAUGAAGCAAGUACUCGAUUCUUUAAAAGACAAUUGGAAUGAUCUACAGAACGACGAAGAGCGAGAGAUUUUCGAGAAAUACGCGAAUUUCGGCAAGAUCUUCAGUAUUGGCCUGUCGGCUUGCUAUACUGGAAAUUUAUCGCUGUACUUCGUGUCGCCGCUGAUACCGUCGAUGCUGCAUUUCCGCGCCACGGGCAACUGGACCACGCCCGAGAGAAACUUCGUCGAGGUCGAGUACUUCGUCGACCCGGUCAAGUACUACUGGCACAUCUACGUUCACGGGGCACAAGCCGGCACCUGGGUGGUUUGCCUGCUGAUGGCCUACGACUCGCUCUUCAUCGUACUGGUGCAGCACUGCUGCGGCAUGUUUGCCGUUUUGGGGUAUGUGAUAAAAUUGACUUUGGAAAAUUCGUACACAAUUGGAAUGAUGGACAAAGAAGUUCAUGAUCAUCGUCACGAUCAGCAGUUGGUUGUAGAAAAAAUUGAAAAAAUUGUGAUGUACCAUCUUCACUGUCUUAAAUUCGCAAAAAAAAUCGAGAAUUCCUUCUGCAUGCAGAUGAUACAGCAGAUAAUGAUCAAUACAAUUAUAAUAAGCGUAUGCGGAUCACAAGCCAUAAAACUCGCGGACGAGUCUCUGCAGGAAUCAUUGAGAUAUUCUUUUCUGGCCGGUACGGCAAUUUUUCGUCUGACUAUUUUCAAUAUCUUGGGACAAAGCGUGUACGAUCAGAGCCUUCGGGUGCACGACUAUUUAAUGUACACCACUUGGUACGAGUACCCAAUGGAGACGAGGAAAUCAUUCAUAAUCCUUUACAAAAGAAGUGCCAAGCCUUGCAAUCUCACGGCUGCUAAGAUAGUUUGCCUGAAUCUUAUCACUCACACGAAGCUAAUGAAAACGGCGAUGACUUAUUUCAUGAUGAUUAUCCAAACGUCGUGA